This is a messenger RNA of Pangasianodon hypophthalmus (striped catfish), 2620 nucleotides long. It is a transcript of the gene smim36, whose product is annotated as small integral membrane protein 36. NCBI's taxonomy places the organism in Eukaryota, Metazoa, Chordata, Actinopteri, Siluriformes, Pangasiidae. The record is from RefSeq and is a predicted model, not a curated record. The transcript has 2 exons. Bases 102 to 404 code for a protein of 100 amino acids.
CCCUGCUGUUGCUCUCUGGGAUAUUUCAGCAGAGACGCAAGACAAUGGUCCAUGGUGCCUACAUUUCUCUCAGAGCACGGCGUGAGGAAUGAAGCAUUGCCAUGGGUUUUAUGGAGUUAUACCUGGAGAUCGACCCAGUCACUUUAAACCUGAUUAUUCUCAUUGCCAGCUACGUGAUCCUGCUCCUGGUCUUCCUCAUCUCCUGUGUCCUCUACGACUGCCGAGGCAAAGACCCCACUAAGGAGUAUGAUCCAGAGCCUCCGGCCCCACAGCAGCAGUCUCCUGGUCAGCUUGUGGCGAACUCUCCACCAUCUGCCCAGUAUAACGAGCAAAACAACACCAGUGUCAACAGCUAUGUGCCACCCACCCCUGAUACACGUGAGAAGAGGAGCACACUGGUAUAAAACACUGGCCAGCAGGUCUCUCGGAUAGGAGAAAAUACUAUUUUUUUUAGUUUCUUUUUUUUCUUUUAACUUUCCAAACUGGGCUAUAAUUCCCCUACAACCAAGCUUAGAAAGGACCAGCUAUAAUCCAGGUCACGCAAUAAGAAUGCUUACAGAUUGUAGAAAUGGUGUCAGCGUAGAUUCUGGGCCCAGAGACUGAGAUCAUCUGAGAACCCUGGCUGGAUCAGAAAAAUCCUAAAGAGAAGACGUGGCUGAGGACCAUGUGCCGCUGUCUAUGAUUGCCAGUAAAACUUUUGAUCCAUAUCAGGAUAAAUGAUGUCACAUAUUUGAGAUGCCUAGUCCUAAUGACAGGUGUGUAGUGUCCUAAAAAUAUUCCUAGUUUAGAGAUUUUGAAUAUGUGAUGUGAAGUGAUAUUGGAACACCAACUUGAGCACUUCUGGAUGCCUCCACCUUGCUUUGCAUAUCACAACCAUUAAUGUUACUCUGCCAACUGCUCAGACACUGCAUUAAUAAAACUGAAUUGUAUAUAACAUAUGAAACCAGCGGGGCAGAGAGAGAGAGAGAGAGAGAGAGAGAGAGAGACUAAUAUAAUUACACAUAAAAUAAAUGUGCAAAAUAAAAUAAAAAGAUAAAUAGAUGAAUAAAAGUUGUUGAAAAUAUAACUCAGUACUGGUUUUGAAUUACUCAGCUAACAGACAAUAAGUACAUCUGUACAAUAAUAAAAUUAGAAGCUCUGAUAUAACUCUGUCAAAUAGUGUAACGUGUAAACGUUAUAUUUCAUUCAUGUUCUAUUAAAGAAGUUCCAAAACAUGAGCAGGAAUGACACAAAUAUUUUUGGUCAGAAGCAAGGAAAUUGGAAAAACUGAAGUGAACGAUUUUAGAAUUCCUUUCUUUGCAAUUUUUCAGUUCAUAGUCAGUGAUCAGUGAACAAAUAGUCAGUGAUCAGUGAACAAAAGAUUUUAUCCAGCCUCCAUUUAUUCAAUUAACAGACAAGAUGAAUUUCAUAGCUAAAGUAAUAACCUAUUAGUAAGACCAGUAGCUAAUAUCCUGCAGGAAACUGAGUCUACUAGUGACUGGAAGUGUGUAGCAUGUUUAAGAAUAAGGUACGCAGCUGAAGGAGAUGAUGGUGGAAGAACAGUGUUAGUGAGUGUGAGCUGGCGCGUGGUUUCUGAUGCUGUUUUUUCCAAGCAGAUCCACAAGCAGGCUUGGAUCAGCAUGGGAUUAACAGCAGAUCCCAUCUGCUCCCUCUGCAUUUGCAAAUGGCUUUAUAUAACCUCAUGUCUAUUUGAUAAAUGCCACAGAAAUCCCUGCAGUAUGUCAUCUGUGUUAGUGUGGGGUAAAUGGUUGUCAAGGCCACACCCAGAGGAAGGCUACACAAAUAAACAUACAUGACAGCUGCUCCGAUCACAUGUCGUUAUAGCACCGACAUAACAGUAGACCCGGACCAUUAAUCUGGAUAUAGUGAGAGAAGGGAGAGUGGGAGGAAGAUAGAAUUCAAGAGAGGAUAUUGCAGAUUUAAAUGAAUAUACUCUCGUGUGUGUGUGUGCGUGUGUAGAUAGGUAGUGGGCAAUACAGCAGCCGUGCUAAAAAAACAAAUUUACCUGUGAAAAGUGGAGCAGAGAAAUCCUUUACCUCAUUCAUACCAUUAUGUAUAUGAAAAGAUGUUGCAGGUAAAAGUAUAUACAGUAUAUUUAUAAUAAUACGUUUCCACCUAAAGGUUUCCAUUGCUUUACAGGAGUCUAGCCAUACAUCAGAGCUUCUUCUUUACAGAAAAGGUUCCCAAUUUGAAAAGUUUGACCUUUGACCAUCGAAAGAACCCUUGAAGAACCAUUCCAUCUGAUUGUAUAAAUGAAUUUGUAAUACAGUCAUAUUAACCAGUGCAAAUUAACCUGCCUAAACUGUAUAAACCUGCUCAGUUCUCUGUACUGUAUCACAAAACUCUUUCUUUCUUUCUUUCUUUAAUUUACCAAAUAAAUGGUUUGGUCUGUCAGCUAAGUAGAAGUGUUGUUCCUACUUGAGCUGCUUGAUGAGCAAGGACGUUAAAGAUACAUUUUAUCCUCUUGACAUGACGACAGUCAUGAUGAUGAAGAGAAGACUCAGGAGGUGGGGGUUGGGCUCAUGUUGACAUAAGGAUGUGACAUUUUAAACCUCUGUGACCUCUGAACAAGAAAAAGUUCAUUUUUGAAGAAAGGAUGCUCUCUAGUGGUUUGUUCCAG